Messenger RNA from Parasteatoda tepidariorum (common house spider), 1627 nucleotides. Lineage: Eukaryota; Metazoa; Arthropoda; Arachnida; Araneae; Theridiidae. The record is from RefSeq and is a predicted model, not a curated record.
UAAAAAAAUCAAUUAAAUAUUUUCUUUACAGGGCUCAAGACACUACUCAUUUUAUAGAUGCCCGUGAAGUUGCACCCCGUAAAGCAACUGAAAAUAUGUUUGAAGGAAACGCUACAGCAGCUAAAAUUGGCCCUCUGUCUAUAGCUGUACCUGGUGAGUUAGCUGGAUAUGUUUCUGUUCAUGACGAAUUCGGAAAGCUACCGUGGGAAGAUCUUUUUCCUCCAACAAUAAAAAUGUGUGAAGAAGGCAUUACAGUCAACCGUCAUUUAGCCAGAGCAUUACGUAAAUACAGAGAAAAAAUACUAGACCGUGAGCAUAUAAGGAAUGUGUUUGCUAAUCCUGAAACUGGAGAUGUAUACAAAGAAGGAGAUGUAUACAAAAGAUUAGAUUUAGCAAAAACUCUAAGAAUUAUUUCUGAAGAAAAACGGAGUGCUCUUUAUGGACAGAGUAACAUAACGGAUACCUUCUUAACAGAUUUGGAAAAAGCAGGCAGCAUCAUCACAAGGAAGGACUUGGAAUCUUACAUACCAGAACUUAGAGAGCCAACAAAAAUAAAACUGCGUGGCAAUCUGACACUUUACUCCCCCUCUCUACCCGGGAGUGGAGCUUUAUUGUCACUCAUGUUGAAUGUGUUGGAUGGCUAUGAUGAGUUCCUUCCCAAUAUAACAUAUUCUAGAAAUGAAACAAUAUUAGCUCUUCACAGAAUCAUCGAAACUUUCAAGUUUGCUUAUGCCAGUCGAAUGCAUCUGGAAGAUAGCGAUUCCCCAGAAACGAAAGAGCUGAUAAAAAUGUUAAUGAGUAAAGAUUAUGCCGAUGAAGUAAGAGGAAAAAUAGAUGAUUACCAAACUCAUGAACCUGAUUAUUACGGAGUGAACAUAACUGUACAAGAUGAUCAUGGAACUGCGCAUUUAUCCUUGAUUGCACCAAAUGGCGAUGCAGUAUCAGUAACUUCAACUGUAAACCAAUAUUUUGGCAGUCUUAUCAUGAGUCCAAACACUGGAAUUCUUUUGAAUGAUGAAAUGGAUGACUUCUCAUCGCCAAACAUUACGAACUACUUCGGUGUUCCACCGACAGGAAAAAAUCAAAUUAAACCAGGUAAACGUCCCAUGUCAUCAAUGACGCCAGUAAUUAUCGUCGAUGGAGACAAAAAUGUGAAAUUGGCAGUUGGUGGCAAUGGAGGGACUCAAAUAACAACUAGUGUGGCACAAGUUAUUCUCAGGUACCUGUGGUUGAAUGAAACAAUAAAAGAAGCUAUUGAUGCUCCUCGAUUCCACCAUCAACUUCUGCCAAACUAUAUUGAACAUGAAGAAAACUUCCCACAAGAUAUUUUGGACGACAUGAAAAAGAAGGGACACGAAUUGAAAAAAUUAGGAGAAAAUAUGCUAGGCAUUAUAAUGGCUGUUGCUCGAGAUGAAAGUGGUCAAAUAUUUGCCAAUUCCGAUUAUAGGAAAGGUGGAGAAGUGGAUGGAUUUUAAACUGGUCUUUCAUUUUGCAUUCACAAGAUAUAGGCGAAUUUCCGUCCAUUUUGUACAGUUUCUGCAGCUAUGUAUAUAGAUUUUCAUGAUGGUAUGUUGUCAUGAUUUGUGUUGUGUGUGUAACUAUCAAUGAAGUGAUAUUGUUAUUAGGA